Messenger RNA from Merops nubicus (carmine bee-eater), 714 nucleotides. It is a transcript of the gene TSPAN1, whose product is annotated as tetraspanin 1. Gene Ontology annotation, cellular component: membrane. Bases 1 to 714 code for a protein of 237 amino acids. The transcript has 7 exons. NCBI's taxonomy places the organism in Eukaryota, Metazoa, Chordata, Aves, Coraciiformes, Meropidae. The record is from RefSeq and is a predicted model, not a curated record.
AUGGGGUGCUUCACCUUUAUCAAGGUCAUGAUGAUCCUCUUCAACCUGACUAUAUUCCUCGGUGGCGGGACCCUCCUGGGUGUUGGCAUCUGGGUCGCAGUGGAUGGAGAUUCAUUCCUGGAUAUAUUUGGGACCCUCUCAUCUAGCGUCAUGCAGGUUGUGCAUGUGAGCUACUUCCUCAUCGUCAUCGGUGCCAUCCUGCUGGUGAUUGGCUUCCUUGGGUGCUAUGGUGCCCAGAAAGAAAGCAAGUGUCUACUUAUGAUGUUCUUCUCAGUGGUGCUGAUCAUCUUCAUUGCCGAAAUUGCUGCUGCUGUGGUGGCUCUGGUCUACACAGGUCUUGCAGAGACACUGCUGUCGGCCGUGUUGACCCCUCUCCUGAAGGAGAAGUAUGGGGUGGAUAAUAAUUUCACAAAAAUCUGGAAUAUCACCAUGGCAAAGGUCCAUUGCUGUGGCCUGAGUAACUACACGGACUUCAACGAUACCCGCUGGGUUGAACAACACGGAACCUACCCCAGUCCCUGCUGCAGGACCUUGGAGCCCUGCAACGCCACGCUCGCCGCCGAGAGCAAAGUCCCGGGUUGUUUCGAUCAGAUCGUGGAGGACAUCAAGACUAAUGCAGGUGUGGUGGGCGGCGUGGCAGCCGGCAUCGCUGCCUUGGAGAUUGCGUCCAUGUCAGUUGCCAUGUACCUGUACUGCCGGCUGGAUCAGAAAUGA